This is a messenger RNA of Diachasma alloeum, 1971 nucleotides long. Its product is annotated as beta-1,3-glucosyltransferase. The record is from RefSeq and is a predicted model, not a curated record. The transcript is spliced from 6 exons. Gene Ontology annotation, molecular function: N-acetylgalactosaminide beta-1,3-galactosyltransferase activity. Gene Ontology annotation, cellular component: membrane. Bases 453 to 1880 code for a protein of 475 amino acids. NCBI's taxonomy places the organism in Eukaryota, Metazoa, Arthropoda, Insecta, Hymenoptera, Braconidae.
CUGAGGUUAAUUGAAAAUUUUGGUGAAUUUCCUGUGUAAAAUUUUAUUUAUUUUUCAAUGUUUUGUGGAAUUGAUAGUGAUGUGGGCUGAAGGAAUUGAUUACGAAUGGGUAUUACGGUAGAGAUGAAGAGGUUAUCUUCAAUGAAGUCGUCAUCUCCAGUUGAAAAACUGAAAAUAAAAAAUUGAUGAUUUAUGGACUUUUUGAUGAUUGAGGAUGUUUUUAUUAUUAUUUUUGAUUCAGCGAGUGUUAUUAUUUUUUUAUAAGGAAGAGAAGUAUUUUUAGAAAUAUUUUUGACUUUCGUAGUGAAUUUAAAAGCCCGGACAAUUCGAACCUCGCACUUUGGAUUUUAAUCGUGAUAUUAAUUUCCAAGAGGAUGAGAGUCAGCGAUUGACUCAUUUGACGUGGAAUACCUCAUAAAAAAGUGAAUGACUCAAUUGAAAGUCAUGUCAUAAUGCUGUUUAGUACCAUUUCCUGUGUGUCAAUUAUCAUGGGAAAUCUGGUGCAUCUGCUUGCAUUUCUUCCAGUUCUACUAGUAUUUGCAUCAACAGAACCUGAAGAUAUUGUUAUCAUUGUUCUGAGUCAGAGGAAUGGAUAUAGUGCAGGUCAGGCAGAGUUACUGAGACAGAAUAUCACGGAGCAAGCUUAUGAUCUUCAGAAGAAUGCGCCUAAUUUUUUAUUGACUCACCAGAGGAUCGGGGAGAGGGAAAUGAAAGGGGCCUGGGCGAUUUACCCUCUGAUUCCCGUUCUCCAUUCUCAACAUGCGAAUGCACAAUGGUAUCUGUUUUGUUCAGAGAAUACUGGGGUAAAUCUGUCGAGAUUGAUGAGAGUCUUGUCGAGAUUUAAUUCGUCGGAGGCUCUGUGGAUUGGCCACGCGCUCCACGACACUGGGCCGACAAUAAUCCAUCAUUUCGCUGAUCCCUUGACGAGACUCUCAUAUCCGAACAUCGCUUCCGGUUUCGGCAUUUCUAGAGCACUCCUCGAGACCCUCAAGAUCAGAGUGCGCUCAGGAGUACCUUCGGACAACGAUUUCAUAAUCGAUGCCUCGUACGAAUUCUCAAAUUUCGUACAUAACAAUGGGAAAGGUCCUCAACUCAUUCACCUAUCGGAGUUUUGUGUUGAUUCCGCCGAAACCUGCGCGACGUAUCCAAAGAAAUUUCCGUCAUGCGGAAAUCCUGUGUCGAUAGGAAACAUUUUCUUUGCUGUAAAGACGUACAACGUAAAUCACAGUAAGAGGAUGCCGCUUUUGUUGAAGACGUGGUUGAGACAUACCGUGCAUUACGCUCUCUUCAGUAAUGAAGAAGAUGAGAAAUUAGAGAAUGUAAUCGUCGUACCUCAUACCACUGAGGGACACUGCGCGAAGACAUACGGUCUUCUGCAACAUGCAGAGAAAAUAAUGAAAAAGAAAAAGAUCGAGUGGCUAGUCGUGACUGAUGAUGACACUAUUCUCAGCGUCUCACGAUUAUCCAAAAUGCUGUCAUGCUACGAUGCGAAGCAACCGAUGGCCAUAGGUGAACGUUACGGAUUCCGAGCAACAGAAGAGACUGGUUACGAGUAUCUUACUGGUGGGGCUGGCCUGGCCAUGUCCGCUCCACUGCUCACAAAAAUCCUGACAUCGAAUUCUUGCAAUUGCCCGAUGAUGUCUGCACCAGACGACAUGUUCCUCUUCGGCAUCUGUCUGAUUCGACUCGGCCUCCGACCCUCAACAUCGCCGUUAUUCCAUCAGGCUCGGCCUCAGGACUAUGCAGAGGGCUUCCUCGCCUCCCAAGAACCUGUGUCUUUUCAUAAAUUUUGGAUGAACGAUCCGGUUCGGGUCUACAGAGACUGGUUCAAGGAAGCGGAUGACGAACUGACGCCUGUGCAGCAUCACCCAGAGUUGUGACGAAACAAUAGUUCUUGGAUCAUUACAGUACAAAAUUGUCGAUGUAUUCAUAAGACUGUUUAUUUAAAAAAUACAUAUAGCAUUGAUUUCA